Chelonia mydas (Green sea turtle) is the source of this 3841-nucleotide messenger RNA. RefSeq names its product fer-1 like family member 6 (gene FER1L6). The transcript has 28 exons. The record is from RefSeq and is a predicted model, not a curated record. Gene Ontology annotation, cellular component: membrane. NCBI's taxonomy places the organism in Eukaryota, Metazoa, Chordata, Testudines, Cheloniidae. The coding region runs from base 26 to 3763 and encodes 1245 amino acids. Gene Ontology annotation, biological process: plasma membrane organization.
UGAAAGUGAGAGUCUUCACCAUGAGAUGUCUGGAGGACAAGAAGGGGGAGAGGGUGAUUUCAUGUAUGAUGACACUGCAUCUUACAGUGGCUUUGCACCUGCAGGGCCACAGAGGAAAAGAGCAAAACUGGAGACCAAAAUUCAUGCUGGCGAUAUAAAAUCCCAGAAUUAUCAGAUUGCAAUUACAAUCAUUGAAGCCCGGCAAUUAGUUGGCGAGAAUAUUGAUCCAGUGGUGAUCAUAGAGAUUGGAGAUGAAAAGAAGCAAACGACAGUCAAAGAAGGCACAAAUGCCCCAUUUUACAAUGAAUAUUUUGUGUUUGACUUCAUUGGACCUCAAGUGCAUUUAUUUGACAAAAUUAUCAAACUCUCUGUUAUGCACAACAAGCUGAUCGGGAGCUUAUUGAUUGGCUCCUUUAAAGUAGAUGUGGGGACAGUGUAUAAUCAGCCAGGUCAUCAGUUUUGUGACAAGUGGGCACUUCUCACAGACCCUGCUGACAUUAGGACAGGAGCCAAAGGAUACCUGAAGUGUGAUAUCAGUGUUGCUGGGAAAGGAGACACGAUACAAGCCAUUCAGAAAGAAAGUGAUGCUGAAGAGCAAAUUGAAAAGAACCUCUUGAUCCCCAAAGGAUUUCCGUCUGAAAGACCUUGGGCCAGAUUUUAUGUGAGAAUCUAUAAAGCAGAAGGGCUUCCAAAGAUGAACUCCAGCAUCAUGGCUAAUGUCACCAAAGCAUUCAUGGGCGACAGUAAGGACCUUGUGGAUCCGUAUGUGGUGGUCAUGUUUGCAGGUCAAAUGGGACGAACAACAGUGCAAAAAAGCUGUGCUGAUCCUGUGUGGCAUGAACAGAUUGUCUUCAAGGAAAUGUUCCCCCCACUGUGUCGAAGAGUCAAAAUCCAGGUGUGGGAUGAAGGCAGCAUGAAUGAUGUGGCCUUAGCCACACACUUCAUAGACCUGAAAAAAAUCUCAAAUGAACAAGAUGGAGAUAAAGGGUUCUUGCCUACCUUUGGACCAGCUUGGAUCAAUCUCUAUGGCUCACCUAGGAACCACUCCCUAAUGGACGACCACCAUGAGCUCAAUGAAGGUUUUGGGGAAGGUGUCUCCUUUAGAGGCCGCCUCCUAAUUGAAAUUGCAGUGGAGAUACUUUCAGGGGGAGCACAAGAGUCUAAAUUUUCAAAGAUGAUCAAAGAGAUAAAGUUACCUUCCAAAGCAUCUAAAGGAAAAGAGAAAACAGACAAAGCAGAGGAUGGGAAAUCAUCUUCUCCUUCAGACAAGGCAAACUCCACUGAGGCGGAAGUUGAGUCUUUCGAUGUGCCUGCUGAGAUCCACGAAGAGGACUCUGAGGAAUUCCUUCUCUUUGGGGCAUUUUUUGAAGCCACGAUGAUUGACAGGAAAGUUGGAGAUAAACCAAUAAGCUUUGAGGUUUCUGUUGGUAACUUUGGAAAUGUUAUUGAUGGAGCGUCACCGGAAGCUGGUAGUAAAAAGAAGGGACAUGAGGGAGAAGAGGAAGAAAGUGCCCCAUUGCUGCAUGAAGGGGAGGGUGAAGAGUCACAUGACAUUGGAAUACCAAUGAUAUCCACCACCCACCCUGAGAAGCCACUCCUCACAGACGGAAACCGGAACUAUCACUACUUGCCAUAUGAUGAGAAGAAGCCCUGUGUCUAUAUAAAGAGCUAUUGGGGAGAUCAGACCUUCCGACUGUACUUGUCCAAUGUCCUAGAGAAAAUGGCAGAUCUGCUGGAAGAUGGGUUAGAGGAAGUAAAAGAUUUGAUCAAGGUUUCAGAGACUGCGUCAGAAGAGAAAAUGAACACCAUUCUAAAUGCCUUUAUCAGUCAAUGCAGAGCCUUCAUUGCUCAUGCCGAAAAGAAGCCCCAAGGGAUGAACCAGACUGCUUUGGACAAAAAAAGACUUAUGAUGUGCAGGCAAGAACUGGAAGCAAUGUCCUCGGAUGCCAAUGGCAUUGUUCAGCAGCAGAAAAAAAAGAUGUCAGUAGAUGAACUGAUGGGUGAAACACAGAACUUCGUAGAGAAAAUUCGAUUCUUGGUUGAUGAGCCGCAGCAUACGGUGCCUGAUGUGUUCAUCUGGAUGCUCAGCAACAACAAAAGAGUUGCAUAUGCAAGAAUCCCAGCAAAAGAAGUGUUCUAUUCCCCAGUGAAUGAACAGAGAGGCAAAAACUGUGGGAAGAUUAAAACCCAUUUCCUGAAAUUACCAGGAAAACGCCUGUCGGGUUGGAAUGUACCUGCAAAAGUAGACACCUAUCUGUGGCUUGGUUCCGUCAAGUAUGCCCAUACCAUUAUGGAGAACUUACCUUUAGGACAUGAGAUUGAAGUGCCCUCCGCAGAUGGUACAGGACAUCCUCCUCCUCCUUCACCUGCCAGUCUGGUGUACAAAACCAAGCACCUCUUCCAGUUAAGAGCCCACAUGUAUCAGGCCAGGGGGCUCAUUGCGGCAGACAGCUCUGGACUUUCUGAUCCCUUUGCCAAAGUAACGUUUGUUUCGCACUGCCAGACCACCAAGAUCAUUUCUCAGACAUUAUCCCCUACGUGGAAUCAGAUGCUGCUGUUCAAUAACAUUGUGCUCCAUGGUGAAGGGAAGGAAAUUGCUGAAUACCCACCAGUGAUUGUCAUAGAGCUGUACGAUGAUGAUGCAGUGGGUAAAUCAGACUAUAUUGGCUCAACAGUAGCUGCCCCUGUGGUGAGACUCGCUGAUCAGAAAUACGAGCCACCUAAACUAUCUUAUCACGCAGUGCAUUGUGGAAAUCUGUCUGGAGGAGACCUUCUUGCUGCAUUCGAGCUGCUGCAGAUUCCAGAUUCUGAUCCAGUGAGCCUUCCACCAGUGGAUCCACCUGACGUAAGCCAGAUCUACCCAGUUCCAGCCAACAUCCGGCCUGUUUUAAGCAAAUACAGAGUGGAGGUUCUGUUCUGGGGUGUUCGUGAGCUGAAGAAGGUCCAGCUCCUCUCUGUGGACCGCCCACAGGUUCUCAUAGAAUGCGCAGGGAAAGGAGUUAAAUCUUCCGUCAUCCAGAGCGUCAAGAACAAUCCCAACUUCAGUGUCCAAGCAGACAGGUUUGAAGUGGAAUUGCCUGAAAACGAGCUUUUGCACCCACCACUCAGUAUCUGUGUGGUUGACUGGAGAGCUUUUGGUCGUAGCACUUUUGUUGGAACACACACCAUCAAUUGCCUUAAGCAAUAUUUAUAUAAACCCAAGGAGCUUCCUGCACCUACAGCAAAAGUGGACGUUAUAGAAACUGACAAAGCUGCUCCGGAGUCACCACAGCUGCCUGCAUCACCCCAACCACAACCACGUCCAGCGGAUCACAUUUAUGUUGAAGUGGAGCAUGGUUCAACUGCAUUAGUAAUGCAAGAACCAGAUCCAGCAAAAUCUGCUGCUGCAGCAGCUGUACCUGCUUCUUCACUGCCAUCUGCACCUAAAUCUACAUCCCCAUCCUCUGAACCAGCAGAAGAUGGAAAGCAGAAGGCCUCAAGAAAAUACUCCCAACGAUCCACAAAAAGAAAAAAGAGAACAAUAGCAGACGAAUCUGCCGAAAAUGUUAUUGAUUGGUGGUCAAAGUACGAUGCUUCUGUGGAAAAAAUGAAAAAGGUAAAAUCAAUCUAUUCCAGCCAGGGGAAACCAGACAACACUAGGUCGACAUCUGGCCACGUAGCAUUAAGCAUUGAAGAUGAGCCAGACAAAAAAAAAGCGAAAAAAGUUGUUGAAACAGGAAAAAAAGGAAGAAGACCCAAAUCUAGCAACUUUGAAGAUCUAUGAUGGAGACCUGGAGAGUGAAUUUAAUAACUUUGAAGACUGGGUGAAAACGUUUGAACUCUUCAGAGGCAAAGAUCACAG